Messenger RNA from Parasteatoda tepidariorum (common house spider), 1094 nucleotides. RefSeq lists its product as uncharacterized. The record is from RefSeq and is a predicted model, not a curated record. Lineage: Eukaryota; Metazoa; Arthropoda; Arachnida; Araneae; Theridiidae.
CCAGAAAAUAUGAAUACGAUGACGUCAGUCUUAAUGCAAUAUUUGAAGACACUGCCUGUGUUAUUGAUGUCUUAUUAAAAAGAUUGAGUGAAAGAGAUGGCGCUGAUCGAAGGAGAAGCCCAUACUCCAGGUGUGUUUCAGUUAGUUGGAGACGGCAGGUACGAAUGGAGGGCAAAGAACUUUUUUUGGGAAGAUGAGAGAUGGCAAAGCGGCUCUUUCUUUGCGGCCAUCAAACAUUCUUUCGAAGAUCUGUGGUGGCAGCCAUAACAUUGUUGGCUUCUUCACUUCUUAUAUGUGGAGUGGUUAUCAACAAAGCAUUCUAUGCAGGGGCAGCCGUCCUUUUCGCUUUACUUCUCUUCUACAUCUGCCUCCAUAAGACAGUCUGGAAGAAAGUUAAAGCGAAGAAAAUUGAAGUGUUCACUUUGAACGGCCUUGAUUAUUUUUCUCAAGUGCCUUCUGGUCGAAAAUCAGACUAUCCAAUGGGCCCAUAUCUCAUCAUGACACUACCCACACCGGACACACCCAAACAUCACUUCAAAAGGAAAGCUAAAAAUGAACCACCCCUGGCCAGUGUCGAAACAUUAACGCCUUCUCUUGCUUCUUCAACGUAUAGCAUAGACAGUGUUGUGUGAAAAUAUCCUUUUUAUGAAUUUUCUAUUAGAGUUAUAUGUUUGUUAAGGAGUGUGAGUGCUGCUGUUACGACAAUCAAGACUUUUAUCUUCAGUAAUCAUUGGAAUAUAUAUUGCGUCGUUGAAUAAUUCAACAAUUCCGGCUCUUUGAAAAAUAUACACUGCAAUCAGUCUGAUUUAUUUUUAUGUAAUUUGGCAAUACUCCAAGAUCAGAGAGGACUUAUUGUAAAUAGUAUUAUUAUAGAUUUAUGGAUUGCGAUAAGCGAGUCAGAUUAGUUAUUUACUCGUUUCCUAUCUUAUCUGAAAGCAAAAUUGAUGAAUUUAAAUAGACAUAAAAAAUGUACAACAGAUUAGAAAAUAAUGAGGACGUUUCCAAUUAGCCUGUCUGAUUGCAAAAUGCUAAGGAUAUUUUCAAAGAGCCGGAUUUUUCAAUGUACUUAUGACAAAAUAAAUUUAUACAUUUUA